Molecule: messenger RNA, 2493 nt
Organism: Dermatophagoides pteronyssinus (European house dust mite)
Lineage: Eukaryota; Metazoa; Arthropoda; Arachnida; Sarcoptiformes; Pyroglyphidae
Gene: lap
Product: phosphatidylinositol-binding clathrin assembly protein lap
Biological process (GO): clathrin-dependent endocytosis; synaptic vesicle budding from presynaptic endocytic zone membrane; clathrin coat assembly
Cellular component (GO): clathrin-coated vesicle; extrinsic component of presynaptic endocytic zone membrane; clathrin-coated pit
Molecular function (GO): SNARE binding; phosphatidylinositol-4,5-bisphosphate binding; 1-phosphatidylinositol binding
Source: RefSeq, a predicted model, not a curated record
CCGGUGAAAAAUAAAUAAAAAAGAUUUGGAUUUUUAAAAAAAAAUUUAAAAUUUCUUUCAUCAUCAAAAGUAAUCAUAAUAAUAAUUAAGUGUUAACAAAAAUGAUGCCCGGAGCACAUUCAGGGCAAACCUUAAAUGAUCGGAUUAAUGCAGCACGUUAUGCAUUAGCUGGUCAAGGUUUAGCUCGUGUUGUUUGUAAAGCAACAACCGAAGAAAUGAUUGCACCUAAAAAGAAACAUAUUGAUUAUUUAUUACAAUGUACGGAUGAACCAAACGUAUCGAUACCACAAUUGGCAAAUUUAUUAAUUGAACGUACACAACAAUCAAGUUGGAUUGUUGUAUUUAAAGCAUUAGUUACUGUACAUCAUUUAAUGUGUUAUGGAAAUGAACGUUUUACACAAUAUUUAGCAUCAAGUAAUUGUAAUUUUCAAUUAAAUAAUUAUUUAGAUAAAUCAUUACCAAAAGGUUAUGAUAUGUCAAUAUUUAUACGUCGUUAUGCACGUUAUAUUAAUACAAAAGCAUUAUCAUAUCGUACGGUUGCUUUUGAUUUUACCAAAGUUAAACGAGGAGAUGAUUGUCAAUUACGACAAAUGGGUAUGGAAAAAUUAUUGAAAACAAUACCCGUAUUACAAACACAGAUCGAUACAUUAUUAGAAUUUGAUUGUAAUGCUAAUGAUUUAACAAAUAGUGUUAUCAAUGCAGCAUUCUUUUUAUUAUUUAAAGAUCUAAUACGUUUAUUUGCUUGCUAUAAUGAUGGUAUUAUCACUUGUUUGGAAAAAUAUUUUGAAUUAACAAAUAAAAAAUUGGCACGUGAAACAUUGGAUAUUUAUAAAAAAUUUUUAACACGUAUGAAUAAAGUGGCUGAAUUUCUGAAAGUAGCCGAAAUGGCCGGUAUUGAUCGUGGUGAAAUACCUGAUUUAACUAAAGCACCAAGUAGUUUAUUAGAAGCAAUGGAACAACAUUUAGCUGCUAUGGAAGGAAGAAAACCAGGAACAACAUCAAAUGGUGAAAAUAAACCAGCGGAUGAACAAACAACAGUUAAAAAAGCUAUUGAAGAAGAGGAAAAAUUUCUUAAUAAAUUAAAGAAUGAAUCUUCGGAAAGUUCGGAAAAACAUUUACAAGAAAAAAAGGUGAAUAAUCCAUUUUUGGCAUUAUCAAGUGGAAAUAAUCAAGAUGAUUUGGCUAAAAAAUCAAACGAUAUGAUUGAUUUAUUAAUGGAUGGUGGUGGUGGUGGUGGUGAAAAAUCAUCAACAACAAAUGCUGAUCUAUUUUCAUUGGAUACAUCAUCAUCAUCGGCUAUGGCAGCCAAUAAUCCAUUUGCUGAUAUUUUAAAUUCAUUAAGUAUUACAUCGGCAACAACUACUGCUUCAACAUCAUCAUCAGCUAAAACUACUACUGCUGCAGGUGAUUUUGCUACAUCCGAUGGUUUUGCUGCUGCAUUCGGAAGUUCCAGUAAUUCUAAUAUUGUGAGAGCACCACCAGUCAUAACUAUGUAUCCAGGUUUCGAUGCAUUUGGUGAUGUUUUACAACCACAAAAUGUUAGCACAUUAAUCAAGAAUCAAAAAUCAUUAAUGAAUUCAAUCGAUUCAAUGACCAAUAAUAAUUAUUUAUUUAAUAAUAAUAAUAAUAAUAAUCAUAUAGUGCCAACUAAUUAUAAUAAUAAUAAUAAUAAUAAUUCUUCGUCAACGAUAAUUCCAUUUUCAUCAUCAUUAUCAUCAUCAUCAUUAUUAUCAUCAGUGCCAACAAGUUCCUCAUUAUCCUCGAAUAAUAAUCAAGCAUCAACAACAACUGGUAUAUUAGUUAAAGGUGAUCUCGAUGCAACAUUAGCUAGUUUAGCACAAAAUCUUGAUAUUAAUGGUCUCAAAGGAGCUAAUAAUUAUAAAAGAGGACAACAAUUUAAUCCAAGUCCAAAAAGUACAAUGAAAACUGGUGGUGGUGGUGGUGUUAAUAAUUCAUUAUCAUCAACAACAUUGAAUGGCACUAAUAAUAAUAAUAAUAUUAAUAGUAGUGGAUCAAUAUCACCAUCAUCAAUGAUGAUGCGAAAUCCAAUAACAGCAACAACAAAUGUAUGGAAUCGUCCACCAAUGGUAUUACCACCAUCAUCAUGGACAACACAAACAACAUCAGGAUCAGGAUCAUCAAUAACACAAUCAACAAUGAUAAUGCCAAUGAUUGGUGGUGGUGGUGUUAUUGGUGGUUUACCAUCAUCAACAACAUUAUUUGCUAAUCAACAACAACAACAACCAUCACAAACAAUGAUGAUGGGUAAUUCAUUUCAGUUACGACAUCCAUCAAUGAUACCCGGUGCCGUACCAAUAUUACCACAAACUGUGAAUGCAUCAACAUUGUCCAGUAUAUUGGCCGGUCAAAAAUCAACAACAACAACAACAAACAACAACAAUACAGCAACCAAUAAUAAUAAUAAUUCAUCAAUCGAUCCAUUUGGAGCACUUUGAAAAAAAUUGAUUAUACAGCAAACAAACAAAAAAAAAU